Medicago truncatula (barrel medic) is the source of this 3099-nucleotide messenger RNA. RefSeq lists its product as uncharacterized. Bases 199 to 2667 code for a protein of 822 amino acids. NCBI's taxonomy places the organism in Eukaryota, Viridiplantae, Streptophyta, Magnoliopsida, Fabales, Fabaceae. The record is from RefSeq and is a predicted model, not a curated record. The transcript has 19 exons.
CAAGAACGUUAAAUCAUAUUGGGAUUUCAGUUACAUGUGAAAAAAGAGGACCUUUGGUGAUAAUUUCCAUCUGGGGUCUUCUCAUUCAAGAAUCAACAUCAAAAUUCAGUUGAAUGAUCAAAAGGGUUGCAUGUAAAUUGGUGAAAUUUGAAUCUUGUGUUGAAUGCAUGAGCAUGAGGUAGGUGUAUAUAAUAAAAUAUGGAUGCAAAAGAAGAAGUAGAACCAAAUGAGGAGAUACCUACAUCUCCAAUGCGGGUCGUCCUACAACAGAUAUCUGAAGGAGCAUUUAGAGUUGCUGGGGAAGCAUUGCAUAGUAUGUACUCUGGUGCUGGUGGGUCAAGCUUGCCACAAAUAGGGCCUAGUGUUGCACAUAGGAGAAGUAAAAGUGAAAUUGUUACUAAGGGAUUUCAACGUAGUCAUAGUUUUCAGAAGUUAAAAGUUCAUGUGCAGAAGGCAUGGGGUUGGGGUGGAAAAUCAAGGGAAGAAGGUUUACCCCCGAUUUUCAAUCCCGAGGUCAUGGCAAACCAGAAACGUCAGUGGUAUCAGCUUCAUCCCAAAUCUAUGGAUUGUUUUAAUUAUAAGGAGCCAACCUCGCUCUUUGAACAUUUUGUGAUUGUGGGGCUGCAUCCAGAUGCUAAUUUGGAAUCGGUGGAGCAAGCAUUUGCAAGAAGGAAGAAAUGGGAAAGAGAGAAGGAAAUGUCUGAAUUACUAAAUUACAAAAUGAUGCAGCAACAAAGGCCGCCAGAACCAAUUUUGGAACCUCAGAUAUUGUUCAAAUAUCCUCCUGCAAGGAGCUUCACAGUGCGUAUGCAGGAUUUAGCCUCCUUUUGCUUUCCUGAAGGUGUUAAGGCAUGGUUGUUGGAGAGGACUCCAUCUCUAAGUGAACUAAACGAAAUUGUCUACGGACAGGAGCAUUUAGGCAGAGAUGAUCUAUCAUUUGUCUUUACACUCAAGGCAGAAGACAAUACACCACUUUAUGGAGUUUGCUUACAUGUUCCUGAAAUUGUUCAGAGGCCCCCUGGUAUAUUAGGCAGAUCAUCUCCUAUUUCUAUUCCCUCUGUGCUAUCCAGCCGCUUUCUGGUUUCUGCACCUCGCUGUUACUGUCUUCUGACCAAAGUUCCUUUCUUUGAGUUACACUUUGAAAUGUUAAACAGCCUCAUUGCACAGGAGCGUCUGAACCGGAUUACUCAGUUUGUAAAUGAAAUUACUCUUUCUGGUUGCAUUCCAUCGACACCAAAACUAGAUGAUCAAUUGAGUUCAUAUACUAACUCACCAGACAGGGAUGACUGGAUGGCUUGUGCAAUACCUCUUGAUGGUGCAGCAGCCAUUACCGCUGCUGCUGCUGGCAUUAUAUCUGAUGAUGAAAUCCUACAGUUAUCACCCAAAAUAUGGGAUUCUCGCUGUCAAUCCCCUGUAAGCGUGACUGCCAGUGAUGCUUCAGAUUUUUGUCAGUUUAGGGAUAUAGAGAAGGAUGGCAAGAGUAAUUUACAAGAUCAUGAUACAUGCACUUUCGAUGGACCGGAAACUCAUAAUUCUGUGGAAAGAAUGCAUGGAAAUUGUGAAGCUGGCCAAGCUUCUCCCAGUGUUGGAACACCUGUACCUGCUCAGGGUCGUGCCUUGGAACGCAAUGGAAGUUCUGAGUCACUUUUCAGUCCAGUUCGAAGCACUGUGUCGGAAGAUGAGGAUCAUCCUUUUCCAAACAACGAAAGAGAUUACGGAGAUGAUUUGUUAAUGGAAUGGGCUAUGGAGCAUAAGAAUGAUUUACUACAGAUAGUAUGUAGAUAUCAUGCUCAAACUCUUCCACCCCGAGGAAGUGAAUUUGUCUUCCACCCUCUUGAACAUUUACAAGCUAUUCAAUAUAUACGACAUUCAGUUGAUUCACUUGGCUUCAAAGAAAACUUUUUAGAUUGUUCCGAACCAACUGAGGUCAACCCGAAGUUGGCAGCUGCUGAGGAAGCCCUUGCAUUAUCAGUAUGGACAACAUCAACUACUUGUCGAGUUCUAUCCCUUGAUAGUUUGCUGGCAUUGGUUACGGGAGUUUUAUUGGAAAAACAAGUUGUAAUAGUGUGCCCAAAUUUGGGUGUUCUAUCUGCAGUAGUGCUUUCUCUUAUACCGCUGAUUCGUCCAUUUCAGUGGCAGAGUUUACUGCUCCCGGUUUUGCCUGCAAAAAUGAUUGAUUUUCUUGACGCCCCAGUUCCAUAUAUUGUUGGCAUACAACAAAAACCAGAUGAUCUGUAUAUGAAAACUGCUAAUCUUGUUCAAGUUGAUGUAAUGAAAAAUCAGGUUAAAAUGUGUCAUUUGCCUAGACUUCCAAAGCAAAGAGAGCUUGUUUCUCAGUUGAGUCCAAUUCAUGCCAGACUUUCAAGUGAAAGUUCAAUUGCUAGGAAGCAUCCUGUACAUAGGUGCAACGAAGUCCAGGCUGAAGCUGCAACUCAGUUUUUGAAUAUCAUGUGGUACUAUUUGGACUCGCUUUGUUCGGAUUUGAAAUCUCAUACGAUAACUAGUGUACAAUCAAACAACGACAGGGUUUCUUUACUUCUUAAAGAUAGCUUCAUUGACUCCUUUCCUCUUAGGGACCAACCAUUCAUUAAGCUAUUUGUAGAUACACAGCUUUUUACUGUUUUAUCAGACUCUUGCUUAUCAAGCUUUGAGAGCGGAAAUUUGUAGUCCUCCUCCCUCUGUCUGGCGUUACUAUAGGAACAAAAGAGUGUUUAUCUGGUAGACAUGACUCACUGUCGACACUGAGGAAGAUAUGUUUCAUAAUUUCGUUGGCAAACCGAACCCCCUCUCCAAUGGAUUGGAAUGGCCAACAGCGUGAAAGUAUAAAGGCUCAGAAUUUUGUAUCAUGUUGAUAGGAAAGUUGACUGUAUAAUACUAAAUCACUGGUACUGACCCCAAGCAAAGAGUUAGGUUCCUGUAUUUUAUUGAGAUAAUAUGUUUUUGGGUUUAGCUGUUCAAUAUUUUGUUAUUGACUUGUGAGUAUAUACAGACAGACAAACAAUUCUCACUCUCCCUAUAGCAUACAUACAUAUCAUUCAUUUUUCUCAUCUCUCUUAUUUUUUAAUUUUGAUGACAAUACCAGAUGGUAUUUUUUAAAUU